UUAUGCUUUGAUGAUGGCAUUCGUGUGUUUGUUUUUAUUAAUUUGCUAACAAAUGCAUCGCAAAAUCAGAUUAUACAAUUCGUUCUAUGGGCUGUGCAGCGUUGAUAGCUGAACAAAUCUGUGUUCUCAAAAUUAAUUUCAUGCAUGCCGAUUGUGUAUUACUCCUCCCACAAAGUGGUGCGUGGCUUAAUUGAACGAGCACGUGAACGAGCUCGAACAAAUGUGUAGCAAAGAUCGCGCGCGGCAUUUGUAUGAAAAUUGUCUGAAUCACGGGUAAAAGCGAACAUAUCAGAAAUGGGUCUAUCGAAUGAGCGGAGAACAGAAAGUGUGCAUGUGUGACAAGCGAUCAACGAUCGAGAAAAACGACUUCAAACGUUCGGCGUAGCACCAAAACGAAAACAGAAGUCAAACUAAAACAGAGACGAGAUGUAAAUGUGAAAAAAGGAAGGAGGAUCGCUGUGGUUGCACAGCGUUGUUAGCACCACCAAAGUCUCUCAAGAUCAACAUCAACAGCACUUCAACAUAAUUUCAGUAGUCAGUUGACUAGCGUUUGAUUAAGUCAAAAACCAUUCAUUUUAAUUUGGUUAAUUUAGUCAAAAAAAGAAUUCCAUUCAAAACGCAUCGAUCUUCGUCGUUUUUUCUCUGAUUUGUUUUUAUAAUCAACUCGUGCGAUUUCAUUGAACUGAGGCGAAAAAGUGCGUAUAACAGUAUUUGUGUUUUUUUUUUGUUGCUAUUCCACGUGUCGCGCGUGUUUGUAGAUUUAUUCCGAAUUUUUGUGUGUGCCCAUCAAAAUUGGCAACGCUAAUUCAAUUAAGAGUAGUAUUUUCGGUGGCACACACCUCGUAAUUUAAUUAAGCUGCGAACAAAUUUGGUGGAUGCUUUUCAAUUACGCCAUUGAAUUCGAAUUCAAGAACCGAACGAAAAAGUGCAAAUCGGAGAAAUGUUGAAUUUUAAUGCGAUUGAUACGAACCCAAACACAUCGUUUUCCCAUUCGCUACACGGUGCAAAUUUCAGCGAAGCGCCGGCAAUGGUUUCAUCAUCGCCGUCAAAUCAACAGCAUCAUCACCAUUCGACACAGGCACAGCAGAUCAAUUUGAAUUAUCUUGGCGCAAACACAAGUGGCAAUCAAACCAGCUGGACGCAUUCGGAUUCCGUUCAUAACACAUCAAAUUCAACGAUCGAUGACAAUUGCAAUCGGAGUAACAACAACAACAAUUUGCCAAAUCCAAGUGAAACUACCCGUGAUGUUCAACAUCAAAAGGAUUAUUUGCAAACGGUUAUCGGUGCUGACGAUUCAGACGGUCGAUCGACUUUGAACAUGGGCAAUUUUCUGCAACAAAAAGGUUCGGAAAAUGUUAAACGAUUCUCAGUUAACAAUUUACUACAAUUGGCCAAUAACUGUCGGGCAUUAGUCGAUGAACAUCGACUAUCCUCCGAAGAGACGUAUGCAAGCGAUCAUUUGAACGAAACAUCGUCCAAUAGUUGCAUGGUGAAUUCAACGAAAAAACCACGACGUAAUCGAACAACAUUUACUAGUGGCCAAUUGAAUGCAUUGGAAAAGAUUUUCGAGCGCACACACUAUCCGGAUGCAUUUGUGCGGGAGGAGUUGGCUUCGAAAGUCGGUCUGAGUGAGGCUAGAGUGCAGGUGUGGUUUCAGAAUAGACGUGCGAAAUUCCGUCGCAACGAACGUUCGUCGACGUCAAAUCGUUCGUUGGUUUCACAAUCGCCGGGGCAACCAGUGCCAGUUAUUGCACACAAUCAACACAAGGUCAUGGAUAAAACACAUUUUCCAACAUCGUCACCAAUCGAUGGCAUUCCAAUUGCACCGGCAACGCAUUAUUCACUUGGUUUCACGAGUUUGGGUGUAUUUAGUACGGCCGCAGCUGUUGCCGCUGCCAAUUCAACGAAAAAUGCGAAUUUCAACUACGCCAACUCGUACAAUCCAUAUCAUGCGGUGGCUCCAGCUGAAAAUAAUCCUUAUCUUGCCAGCAACUACUGUCAACCGAACUAUAACAAUUUUGCGUCGUUUCGAUACAAAGCACAAGCCGUUCCACCGCCACCAACACACGGAUACUCGGCCAUUUAGCAUAGAUGAGCCGAGUGCAUUAUGCGUUAGUUACGGACUUAUUUUUUAAGCUGAAAUAAAGGAUGUCUAACGAAGUAAUAUUCAGUUAAGAGACAAUUUCGAAUUUUGCUAUUUAAAACAAAAGCGACUGACUGCCGAAGAAGACAAAUAAAAAAACCAUUGGAAUUGAUUU
This is a messenger RNA of Sitodiplosis mosellana (orange wheat blossom midge), 2258 nucleotides long. Its product is annotated as homeobox protein MSH-A-like. The coding region runs from base 941 to 2086 and encodes 381 amino acids. NCBI's taxonomy places the organism in Eukaryota, Metazoa, Arthropoda, Insecta, Diptera, Cecidomyiidae. Gene Ontology annotation, molecular function: RNA polymerase II transcription regulatory region sequence-specific DNA binding; DNA-binding transcription factor activity, RNA polymerase II-specific. The transcript is spliced from 3 exons. Gene Ontology annotation, biological process: regulation of transcription by RNA polymerase II. The record is from RefSeq and is a predicted model, not a curated record.